Messenger RNA from Homarus americanus (American lobster), 8792 nucleotides. RefSeq lists its product as uncharacterized. The transcript has 7 exons. NCBI's taxonomy places the organism in Eukaryota, Metazoa, Arthropoda, Malacostraca, Decapoda, Nephropidae. Bases 270 to 7802 code for a protein of 2510 amino acids. The record is from RefSeq and is a predicted model, not a curated record.
UUGCAGAUGAUUCGGGUGUAGAAGUCCUCCUAAAUGCACCACCAUUUUUCCAAAAGUUUCAGGAGUUCAGAAAAAAGGGGCAGUUUGCAGAUCUUUAUGUAGAAUGUGGUAGUGAGUGCCAUUUUGUCCAUUCAUCUGUCCUUGCUGCAACAUGUCCACCAAUUUGCAUUCUUCUUGAAGCUUCACAAGUGCAUAUAAAGGAGACCUUGAACUGCAGGAGAGAAUUUCCCAAAUCUUACAACAAUGGUAUUUCAAAUAACAAACAGCAGAUGGACCAAACUUAUGUUAGAGUGGAAAAUGUUAAUUCUAACAUUACAAAACUGUUUGGUGAAGUAAGAAUGACAAGAAGUGAUAAGGAUUACAGUAAAGUAUGCUUUGCAUUAUCUGUACCUGUUAAGGAUGCCCCUGAUUCAUAUGUCAUCUUGUCUCUAUCAAAUCACGAGACUGAUUUUUGGAAUUUGUCGGUUAAAGGAAUUGAACCAGAAGUAAUGGGCCUUUUAAUUCAAUUUGUGUACUGGGAGAAAUUCAUCAUCUCAAAGACAUACAUCCAACAUUUCAUCUCCAGAUCAAAGAGUUUACAAUUGCUUGGGAGUGAGUCAGUUUGUGAGAAUCUCCAGUUUGCUAUGCCAGGAGAGAUAAGGUAUGUUGGUGUUCACGAUGAUUGCAAAACAUUGAGUCCUCCUCCCUCAGGUAUACCUUGUGCUGCUUACGGCCACAGUACUUCAAAUAUUACUGAUGAAAGGCAAAGAAGUAUGAAUAAAGCAGGAAGCAGUUCAAUUUUACAGCUGGGAAGAGAAAACAAAGCAGAGAAAGGCAUUGUACAGAGGUGUGAGGGAGAAGCCCAUGCAAGUAAUAACAAUGUCGUAACUCAGGAAACAGAAAUGAACGUUAGGAAUGACAUCAUGAUAAGACAUGAAAUGGAUAUGAAAGCAAGGAAUAACAGGAAUAUUCUAAGGCAAAGAGAAGCCAAAGCAAGCAUUGGUAUGCUAAAGAAACUAGAGGAAAGAAGAACUAAACCCAAAAUUAUCUUGCUUCAAAAACUGAAGUGUGGUUCUUUAUCACCAAUUAACAUAGCUAAUGAACAAGGAAGAAAGUUUGUAUUUAAGAUUGAUGGUGAUAAAGGUCCUAAAGAGAAGACAAAAGCUAGGCAGGGGACGAUUGUAAGACAGAAAUGGGAUGAUGAAGUUGGCAGAAAUGCAGCUUCACAUCAAGGAGAGACUCAAGGUGGGCAUGAUGCUCUACUAAGACUGCAAGUGAAUGCCGAAACUAGAGAUUUAUCUCCUCUAAAACAAGAAGAGAUUGGAGUUAGCAUGUUGUCAUCCAAGGAAGUAGUUCCUGGGAGAUUAAAAACUGUGGCAAACUCCUGUGUCACUAAAAAGAUGAAGGGCCUACAGUCUCAAAAAGUUGUGCACUCUGCUCAUAAGAGUUGCUGGUGCUCAUGCAAAGAGCAAAAUCCUAAAAGUUCACUGGAGGACAAAUCAGCAGUUUUGGAUUUUACAACUUAUGGUACAAAAGAUGGUAUAAUUCCAAAUAAUAUUGCACAUGUGAGCCAUUCCACACAUGAUGCAUAUGUUCAGAAAAAAAAUGCACCAUGGAAAAUAAACCUGAAUUUUGGAAAACCACAAGGAAUGGAACACCUUUUGGGAAUUGUUAAUGUAGGUGAGAGAACUUUUGAGAAGGGAGGCUUGCAUGAUGUGCAAAACUCUGAAUUUCUUAAAGUGAAUGAUGACACUCAUUUGUGGCUUAAUGAUGCAUGCGUUAACAUGGAAAGUAAUACCAAUAAAGUGCAUUUCCCUGCUGCUUUUAAGGAAAUGUAUAAUAUUGAAGAAGGGCAUUUUUCCAGUACAUCUUUAAACUCCAAUAUAAAAAACGCCAGACUAUCCGCAAGGAAUCAGAAGAUGUGUACAUUUAGUCAAAAUUUCAAAGCAAACAAACAAGAUGAGAAAUAUUGGAUACACAAUGAACAAUUUGACUGUAAACAAGGAAGUGCUGCUACAUUAAAUGUAAAACAAUUCGGCAGACUAUCAGGCUCUAUUAAUCCCUUGGAAAUACUUCAACAACCUUCCAACAUCUGCAGUAAAAGAAUACAUCCUGGUAACACACAACUAUCCAAUACAACACUUGGCCCUUACCAUCCACGCAUUAAGAAUAGCAAGAAGAGUUUGACUUAUUGUUCUCUUCAAGAGAAUAUGUUGAAAGAUAGAUCUACAGGAAGCAUAGAAAUUCCUAGAAUAGUUCAGAAUCAGAAUAACAGCCAAGACCAGGAAAUAAAUGUGAGUAAAAUGAAGAGACUAUGUAUAAACAGUGAUGUGGUAAAAAGGCCUCAACCUUCCAGUAAUAGUCGUAGUGAAGGAAGGUUUUUCCUUGAGCACAAAAUGUUUACCAUGGGUCAGCCCAGUGGGAAGUGUAAUCUCUUUAAUUGUACUCAGAAUAGCUCACUAAUUGUGCAUCAUAGUAAUGUGUGUAGUAAUCAAGAGCAUAAUACUGUAAGCACUUGCACACAUGAUUUUGAAUCCCACAAUUGGCAGAGUAAACCAAGUUAUAAGAAUCUGAAGGAACAAAUUAAAUAUGUGGCUGAACCUCCAAGGGAUGUUGAGACUCACUCGGGUGAUGCAGAGAAAGAUUUUAUAGUAGAAGAGUGGAAAGAUAAAGUGCCUGAAAACUGUAGGGUAGAAAUACACAUGGAAAUGAACAGCCAACAUGAGUGUAACAGUCACAAAGAGAAGCAAGUGCAGGUUAAGAUUGUUGGAACAGAUAAGGAAUGUAAGAAUUUUACAGUAAUGAAAAAGAACAACAAUGAAUUCAGAGAUAAAUGUAAGGAGAAUGCACAAGUUAAAGCAAGGCAUUAUAAAACAGGCAAUGGAAAUAGAGAUUCACAAACAGGAAAAGUUCAGACAUUGACAAGAUUUUGUGAAAAAGAAUUGCAAGAGAACAAGAGGUGUAGCCAUUUAAUUGAUGAGGUCGAUGGAGCUGUACGGAUUAAAGACAUUGGAAAGUAUGAACAGUUUGAAAAGAAUGGUUUAAAAGGGCAACCGGUUAAAGACUUCACUACUAAUGAUUCACUGCUUAAAGACAUUGAUAUAAAGUGUCCAUCAGGUGAAGAUAUUGUUGUGAAAUAUUCACCACCUAAAGACAGUGGUAUGAAGGAAACUUCAAAUAAAGAUAACAAUAUAAGAGAUUUAAGAAUUGAAGUGAAUAGUUCCUCAACUGGAAGUAACUGUGCUAGUGCCAUAGUAGACACAGACAAUGGUGUGAAUUGUUUGCCAGGUAAAGAUCUGCCUAUUAGAGACAGUGAUGGGAAAGAUCCAUCACUUGACAUUAAGGAGCCAGAUACUUCAGUUGAAGGUGAUGGCAUUAAAGAUCAACCAGUUGAAGAUGAUGGGAAGACUUCUCUAGUUGAUGAAAGUGUAAACUAUCGACCAUUUGGAAACAGUGAUUUAAAAGAUUUACAAUAUGAAGAUAGAGGUUUGAAUCAUACACUACUUACAGAUGAUAGUACGAAACAUCUGCCUGUUGAUGAGAGUAACAAGAAACAUCUGUCUGUUAAAGGCAGUUAUUUAAAAACUCCACCAGUUGACAGUUUUCAAAAGAAGUAUCUGCCAGACAAUGAACUUGGUCAAAAUAUUUCCCAAAACAGGAACGGUAUGAAAGAUCUACUAGUGAAAAAUUUAGUCUCUACAACUAUUUGUGCUGAAAAUAAUGACUUAAUGAAAACACAGCAAAAAAAGCAUCCUACUAAAGUGUGUGAAGCUGGGAGAGUUACGACUAAGGAAGAAGUAUUGAUGGUCAGAGGGAAAGAUAAGUGUCAAGAUGAUCCCAUAGUUGAGAACCCUGGUAUUGGCUGUGACGGUCAUGUAGAAGAGAGAGACUCUGCCGAGGGACAAAGUGAACUGCAAAAAACGCUGAUAGAUGAUAAGGGAAAACAUGGUGAGAGAAAUAUGCAAAUAAAUGUUGGUAAAGGCAAGGUGGAAGGAACUGAUAUAGGCAAAACACAGAUGGAGGAUGGAAAUGAUCAGGUAAAUGGUUAUCAAGAGCAAAUGCAAAUGGAUAAAUUACAUGGUGAAAAUGGAAGACAGGUAGAAGGUGGAAUGAUGAAAGGAGAGUUAAAAAAUGCUGGUAACAAGAAGACAGCAGAUAAAUCAGGAAAUAUUAGAUUGAUAAAUACCAGUAAUGAAUCACAUAUUGAAGUCAGGAACUGUCAGUGGGAAAAUAACAAUGGAAAAAGAAAGGAUGAGUUUGGGUCACGAGGAGUAAUGUUAAGUUUAGAUAAUGACAAUGUGGAGAGGAGUUACCGAUAUAAACUUCAUUCAGCUAAAAUUCUCCCAGGUCAUCAUAACAUUGUAACAAAUACAAAAGACAUUGGAAAUAUUGUACCACAGGAGCAGAUAGGUUUAGCUGAAAGAACAGCUUCUUUAGAAAAUGGAAAGAAUUAUUCCAUUAAUACAAAUGGUACGUCUUCUCAAAUUCCAAACAAAAGUUAUUCGCAUGAUCCCAUAAGUAUCGGUAAAAGCUCCAAGAUAUACCAUUUCAAGUCAAAAUCUCGGCCUCGGGUGCCGGGAGGUAACACGUCAAGGAGAGAGACGUGGAAGGAUUCAUUAAUGAUGAACCACGAGAAAAAAAAAAAGAGUGGACCCGUGGUGGAAAUAAACAGGUCUGAGGAAGUUCAUCAUUUAUCAACCAGAACACAAAAGUCACUGAAGAAAUCCAAUGAGGGUUUUCUAAAGAGAAAAGGAAAGAAAAGUAUAAGAGUAAAGAAAACCGUGUAUGUUAAGCAUGAAAAUGUUGAUAUGGCAGGGGAUACUUGCUGUCAUACUCAUGAUGUACAGUUUUCAGACUCGACUAUAACUUCCCGUAUAGAGUGUAUUAAGAAAUCUGGGGAGUAUAUCCAGAUCUCAUCACCGCGUGGAAGUGGAGAAGAUAGUAGAAGAGUUACUGAAGAAAGUUUUAUUAUGGAUGAAGAAAUGCUUCCAGAUGUUACAUGGGGUAAGUUUGAAGAUGAAAUUGAGUUCAUUGUUGUGGGAGAUACAACAAACACUGGCGGUAUGAAUGGAACUCAUGGUUAUUUAUUGUCCAGUAAAAUGUCUGCUGCACUAGGAGUUGAGUCAAUAGUUAAAAGUGAAGAGUUCUUUGCUACACCAGAGUCUCCAGGCUCACCAGUAAAUUUAAGUAAUGAGCGUAAUUUAUGGGAACAAAUAAAAUAUAAAAAUCAGAAACAUUUUGAAGCACACUUGGAAGAAAGGAGGAUUAAGAAAAUUAAAGAUUCAUUUCCAGAAAGUGUAAGGUGUGAAAAUCAUUCCAACAGAAGUCAAGCAGUGUCAUGCAGACAAGAAGGAGAAAAGUGUCCAGAAAAAGUUAUUUCCGACACACAGGAAUUACACAGCCUGAAGAGAAACUGCGCAGAGGAAGCACCAAGAGGGAAUAAUCUUGAAUCCAGUGACUUAUCAAUAAAAAGUCUCUCAAAUUCUCUUUCAAUUACAUCUCAUAAACAAGGCACAAAGGAAUCUAACAGGCAUGAAGUGAUUUCACAUGAGAGAGAAACGGUAAAUGAAUCUUGGAGUUUGGUUAUAAAUCAUGAAGGUGAUGGUCCUGGUUCAACAGGAGCCAAGUUUACAGUUGAGCUGGGGGCUAUUUCUGUAAACAAUCGAGAAUACUCGUUAAUCAGUCCUCAACAAGAUCAACGUACAUCACAAGAAGUUAUGAAGUUUGAUGUCCUGAAUAAGAGCAUUAGUUUGCAGGACACAGAGCAAUCAUGCAACAUAGAAACACAGCAAGUUAAUGAUGAGGGAGUUCAGUGCAUUAUUUGUUCAGACAUGUUUGUCACCAUUAAUGAGAUGGUGUCCCACUUCCGAGAUGCACAUAUAGAAAAUAGAUUCUUUAUGGUUUGUCCAGCUCUGAACUGUUCAGCCCGGAUAGCAAAUAAUAAAAUGAAUUCACACAUCAGGAAUCAUGUAAUCAUACAGAAGCACAAGUGUCCUCAUUGUUCCUUCUCAACAUCAGCACGAGCUUCUCUUGGGCGACAUCUUACUAUUCACAAGCAGCAGAAGUUGUUGUUCCAUAAUGAAGUUCAAGAAGGCGACUGUGACACCCAUCACCUGGGAAGGGCUCUGAGUAAUGAAUCUUUCCAUUCAGGAAGUGAAACAAAGCCUGUUCAUUGCUGUUCAAGAACAUGGUCCACAGUGAAAGACCUGCAAGACCACUUUCGGGAGUGCCACAUGCGGGAUAUUCAAAAUGUACCCUGCCUAGAUUCUGCGUGUCCUGUCAAGCUGUGGGGUUCCAACAUGGAUAGCCAUCUGCGUUGCCACAUUUUGCAAGGGGAAUACAAAUGUCAGUUGUGUACCUACUCAUCCAACAAAGCAACAGCUUUGAGAGUUCAUGGUUAUGCUCACAAUAAGGCAAGGAUGGUUGACAAGAAAUUCCCUUCAAGACAACGACAGAAAAAACUUUUGAAGAAUAAAAAACUGUCAUCACAGAAUUGCAAGAGGCACACAUUUUCUGAUAAAUUGUCUACAAAAAUUGCCAAAAAUGAUGAAAAUUUGAAAACAUUUCUUAAUGAUCUCAGAUUCAGUAAAAUGCUGUAUCAAUGUAAAAAGAAAUGUAAGAAAAGUCAUUCAACAACUUACCAAGAUGAAAAAUUAGAAUAUACAAAAUUUAUUCUGUCUCCUAAUGAAAGUUUGGAUAAAGUGACAGAGAAGUCAUAUUCUAAUACUGGUACCAGGUUAGAAAUGGAAAGUAAUGAAUCAUCAUGCCAAGAUAUACAACUAACAAGAACCAAAAAUUCACUUUUUCAUGCAUCUAAAUCAGAAAACAAAGUUGCUAAGCCUUUCCCAUCAACUCAAACAAAAAGAAAACAAGAAAACUUGUCAUCCCAAGAUUCAAAGUCAUCGGAAAAAGUCUCUUUGUCUUCACAGUCUUUCCAGAAAUACAAGUUUGGAAAGAGAGAAAGCCAGUCCUUGACAGAUGGUCAAGUAACUGAUACGACUAAAUCCAGGAAAAUAAAGAGCAAAUUGAACAUUGUAGCUCCAUCUGGAUGCAAAAGAAAAUAUUUUUUCAAGAAAAGUAAACUCGCAAAAAAAAGUUAUUCAGAAAGCAAUAAACCUGUUAAAAAUGUCUGCAGAGGUGAAAAUAAAGACUUCGGGAGAAUAGAAGAAAUCAGAAAUAUAUGUACCAUUGACAAGUCAAACAGUUCACAGACUAUCCCUGAAACUUCCAGUCAGCCACCAUGUAAAGAUGGGAAGAUUUUGACAGAGGAUGUAGAUGCUCAACAAGCACCACAGUUGGAUGGCAAGAGUAAUAACCUUGGAAACUAUAGUUGUCCUCUGUGUGUGGAUUGCUAUGAAACACCUGAUAAAUUAGUGUACCAUUAUAUAAGCUCACAUCCAUAUCACUCGCCCUAUACUUGCACGUUUGAAGGCUGUCCUGUUGUGCUGCAGAAGAGAGAUUCCUCGAGACAUCUUAUUGGACAUAUUUAUGAAAAGGCCUUCAAGUGCCCCCUUUGCUCAUAUUCUCACCAAAACCUACAUAUGUUGAAGAACCACUUAUUUUGUCACUCACAGGUUCUUGAGAAGCUUCAGCUUAAAGAAAUAGUUGAUCUACAAAUUAAAGGACCAUCAGGAGAUGUUAGUGUGUAUUUAAAUGGUGAAACUGUUAGGAAGAGGCUGAAAAGAAAAUUGAACAGUAGCAUUGAUGAUCAGAGACCUACCAAACUUCAGAAAGUGGAUGAUUCCCUUAGUGCAGAGGGCACACAAGACAUAGAGGAGCAGGGUGUACUCCAGGUCGAUGUCCCAACAGAAUGUCCAGUUUGAGGAGAACACAAAUGAUAAUUAUGGGCAAAGGAGGAGGAAGUUUACAAGACCAAGCAACCUUGAUGGAAAAGGGUAAGAAUGUAGAAGGAAAGUACAAGAUGAUACAACAAAGGCGAUGGACUGUAAACCCGUAUAUCAAGACCAGUGGUGUGAGAAAUUACCUCGGGCCUUUGUUUGGGUGUAUAAUUUAUUAGUGCGGGAAAACAAAAUGAGUAUCUUUAAUUUAUUUGUUUGAAAGAAAACAAAAUGAAUAUAUUUAAUUUAUUUGUUUGAAAGAAAAUAAAAUGAAUAUAUUUAAUUUAUUUGUUUGCAAGAAAACAAAAUGAAAAUCAUUUCAUUUCAUAUGUUAGCCAAGUUACUAGUUUAUUUCUAAAUGUUUGCUUACAGUUGGUAGUGUCAUGAUUACCAACUGCUACAUGAAUGGUCUAGUAUGUAUCAGCAGCCUAGUUAUAUCCAGGAUAUCCCCCUUGUUCUAAACUGGACCCCUCAUUUUAAAAAUAAAAUUGUUUUUGAAGGAAACAAGUGUUGUCCUUCCAAGAUCACAGUUUCCACCCCUGACUGUGCCUCCACCUUGCCCCAUUCAUAGAAGAAAUUAUUAGAUCUAACCUUCACUUUCUAUGUUUACUGCACUUGUUUGUUGAUAUAGCUGCUGGCUCCAUGUUCCCAGUUCUAACACUAACUAUAAGGAUUCAGCUAAGUUUCCUUUCUGGGUGUUGAUUAAUAGGUAAUAAAUAUUAGGCUGAGCAGUCAACUCUAGUUUAAUUGCUUUAAUUAUUCGAAAAAGCUGCUAAAUCGUGCAAGAGAUAUCCUUAAAUCAUAUAUUGUAACUAAGUAAAGUUUAAGAAAUAUUGCUCCAGCCAGAUUUGAGUUGGAGUUUCAAUAUGGAUUGACCUGAAGUUUAUGGAUUUGGAAUCAGCAUUAGACUUUUCAAUACACAUCAAUAUUAAGUUAAAAUUAAAUUUUUCUUAUUAAAUUUAUUUAUUGAGCUUA